UCCAUGCGGAGGCUCGCGCUCUUUCUGCUGCCCUGUGCCGUCGCCGUCCUGGUGCACUUGUGGUUGGCACAGCGACCCUCUUCCGCUCCGCUGGACAACAACACACUCUCGGAUGAAGCCUUACCUUACUAUGAAGUUCUGGUGGGGGUGCUGUCAGCGAGACACCACUAUGAACUGCGACGAGCGAUAAGGGAGACGUGGCUGGGCUACAUCCGGCAUCACCCCCACUUCCAGCACAGAGUGGGGGUGAAAUUUAUCGUGGGCAAACAUGGGUGUCCCAUUCCGGAGGAGGACAGAGAGGAUCCGUACUCCUGCUCCAUCCUGAACUUCACCGAGCCAGUCACAGGACAGGAUGCUGAGAUCGAGAUCGUGACCGUGGCGGACCCCUCGAUGCUCGCUCUGUCCGACGUGUCGGCCAUUGCCCUGGAUUUCAAGGUUCUGCACCCGGUGGUGAUCACCAGGCUGGGGCUGUUUCCCAGAGGGACAGAGCCUGAGCUUCAGAGCAACAUAACGGUGAAGCUUCUCCAGCUGGACCAGGAGGAGGCUGUGGUUACUGCUCGCUUCAGUGCCAUCAGCACAGGGACCAUGGUGAACGGAGUUUGGUACAAACCGGUGGAGCAGUUCAUCUUGCCUAAGGGUUUUGAAGGGACGUUGGUUUGGGAGAGUCUGGACUCUUCUGGAUUGACAACGGUCAACUCCUCCGUGCAGCUCAAUGAUGGAGGAGGCGUCCUCAAGAUCUCCUCCAUUGCAGAAGGCAUAUUGCCUCAUAGAAGUGCUCUUGGGUUUCCUGGUUUGGCGGGAGGGUUCACAUUUACCAUCUACGAUGGAGAUGGUCUGUCGGGGCUCCUGCGGGGUCGCCCAGCCAGGAUCGAGCAGCACGCCUCCAGGCUGAGGCAGGAGGACGCCACCUUGCAGCGGGAGAGCCUGAGGCACGGAGACAUGGUUUUCGUGGACGUAGUUGACACCUACAGGAACGUGCCUUCCAAACUGCUUCAGUUCUAUAAAUGGUCUGUAGGAAACGCUGACUUUAAUCUGCUGCUGAAGACGGAUGAUGAUUGUUACAUCGACAUCGACUCAGUGUUAAUGAAGAUUGACCACAAGGGUCUCAAGCGCAGCAAUUUCUGGUGGGGAAAUUUCAGGCAGAGCUGGGCAGUGGAUCGCAUUGGGAAGUGGCAGGAGCUGGAGUACGCCAGUCCGGCCUACCCGGCGUUCGCCUGCGGCUCAGGCUACGUGGUCUCUCAUGACCUAGUCCAGUGGCUCGCCAGUAACGCAGAGAAGCUCAAGGCCUACCAGGGAGAAGACGUGAGCAUGGGGAUAUGGAUGGCAGCCGUUGGACCACAGAAAUAUCAGGACCCCAGCUGGCUGUGUGAGAAGGAGUGCUACCUGGACAUGCUGUCGUCCCCCCAACACACAGCUGAGGAGCUGCACAUCCUCUGGGACAGGAAGAGGGCCUGCGGAGACCCCUGCGGUUGUCCCUGGGGCCACUAAAUCUGGCUUACACCACACGCACCAUGUGGCACUACUGAGCGACCACAGCACAUCCCUGAUGAAAUUAAAACGUACCUGUGGUGUCGGAGUGAAGAGGCCGUGAAUCAGAUCAGGCACAGCUGUCCCAGAUCUCAGACGGAGAGAGAGAGAGGAGCCUCCUUGCAGAGUGUUACACAUCGCUGUCAAUCAGCCCCCUCGUCUCCAUCAGCGCCACCUCCCCCCUCCCCUGGGUGCACUAAAACGAGGAGGAAAUCAUUUAUUCAUGACGCCCGGCAUCAAAAAUCAGUAUUUGUCUGAGUCUGAUUCACGGCAGUGACGGGAUAUUAUUAGACGCACAACUAUGCCCUAAUGGGGCAACAUUUCCAUUCCCAAACUUGAAAUUGCACCCACAGCUCGCUCCCUCUCAUUUCCAUGGAGCGACACUGUCUCCGGCUGCUGAGGCGAUGGCUGUCACUUUCUGCAAACAUUAGCAGGACCUAGCUCGUGUGACAUAGAGCCGCCGUUGGAUGACACAUUCGGUGGAGGGCUGGCUGUUAGACACAACACACAAUUACACGUUCUCAUUGUGCGUAUUUGACAAAGUGAUGCAAAGAGUGAGUGAAUCAUGAGAACACUUGACCCCUGCUGCAGCUACAUGGCAGAUUUACCAUGACACUGUUUUGGCGCAGGACACUCAUCUCAGUCAUUACCGAACCAUUACUGAUGAUUAUUCUGCCCUAAGAGGAUCAUGAAUUAGCUCAUUGGCCUGAUGGAGAGAUUCUUGGAAAGUGAUGCAGCGCCGUAUAUGGAGAAAAUGCUGAGAUGUCAGCAAAGUGAGUGCAGCUGCCCUCGGUUCAGCUUUCACGAGUUACUCCAGCAAUUAUGUGCUGCACUUAGACAAGGAUGGAAGGCUUGCAGGAGCAAGAUUAAUUAAAAAAGAAUUGAUGCAGCAAAACACAAGACUUUUUAGUCCCCAGUGUGGUUAAAGCUCCAAAAACAUACUUUUCCCAUGAUGCAGCUCAUUCAGGAUUAUUUUUCUUAAACUUUAAAAAAGCCCCUAAAGAGCCACAAGCCGACCCAAAGACAGUUUCAUGUAGGCGACUGAUAGAGGUAGAAAUAAGUGGGUAUUUUUUUAUUUCUACUUAUGCCCAAUGAGACUCGAGGUUUAUACAUAUAACUGAGUGCUGUCCGAAUAAAUCAUGAGAAGACGUGUUGCUGUGGAAACACUGACAUGAAGACGAUAACCAUUGUAACGUGAACAUUGUAACGUGAUGGGAGCAUGCAACAAGUGAUAUUAAUGUUAAGAGCUAACAGUGAACUUAUCCGGAUAACGAGAAUAGAGGAUUCUUGCACCAAACCAGUGAUGGUAAAAAGUCCCCAACAAAUGUCCGACUGUUUUCCGAAGUUACUGAGCUUUGUUUGGGAGUGAAACUAUAUAUUUGUGACCUAUUUAAAAAGAUGUCACGGGUAAGAAUGAAUGGGUUUGGACAGAGAGCAGCUGCAGCCUGAAGAAGUGUUGGUUGUGGUCAUUUCACGGGAUUGUUUGACAAUAACUGGUCUAAACAUGGCUGUGAACGAAUGAAUGAUUCUCUCCCUGAAUACAUAUUUAGGGUAAAAGUGAUUUACUUCAAACCACAUUGAAACCAUUCAGGAGUUGUUUUCCCCUCAGAGUUUCUGUGGCUGGAAUAAAACGUCCUGCCAGUUGCUCUAGUGGAGCAGCUCAGCAGCGAAUGACCUGAGGUGUGAAUGUGUCAAACUGUACAUCUGUCAAACAAUGUGCACCUGAAAGAAACUGCAGAAAGCUUAACCAUAGUGAGCACAUUUAAAAAGUAAAAGGUAAAACAACUCUAGGCAGUCGAACUUCAAUUUAGUAGAAUCAAAGGUUGUAAUUUUGGGUUGAACACUGGCGGGGGAUUGAGGUCAAAUGGUGAAAGACUCUAUUACUUAUUACACUUGAAAUCACUUAGAAAUAAUACAACAAUAAUUUGCGCAUCAUAAAUGCCAGAUAAUAAAAAGUAGCUUUUAGGCAAAGUAGCUAUAAUAAAAAUUGGGGUGAAAUUUAUUCUUUGUUCGUGCUGCAAUAACUGAAUCGAGAAACCCACCACUUUAUGA
Messenger RNA from Pleuronectes platessa (European plaice), 3579 nucleotides. RefSeq names its product beta-1,3-N-acetylgalactosaminyltransferase 2 (gene b3galnt2). Gene Ontology annotation, cellular component: membrane. The transcript is spliced from 13 exons. Gene Ontology annotation, molecular function: hexosyltransferase activity. The coding region runs from base 4 to 1488 and encodes 494 amino acids. The record is from RefSeq and is a predicted model, not a curated record. NCBI's taxonomy places the organism in Eukaryota, Metazoa, Chordata, Actinopteri, Pleuronectiformes, Pleuronectidae.